CCUACCAGUCAAGAGCAACAAGUCUUUGCACAACGUCUCUGCGGUUGGUGCUGGAGUUGUGCUCUAUUGUCUAGAUCGAAUCAGCGCUAUCUUUCCAUGCGCUCAGAGGUCAUCGCGUUUCUACACCAACAUUUCCUCCCUGUGUCGCAUACAUCGCGGACGUCUCGUCCAUCUCCAAAGCAGCUCUUCGCGGUUGAACAACAAUGACAGACGCACAAGGCUCUCCGCCGGAGCUCACUCUCCUGAAGACUUUACACCACCCUUCAUCUGGUCCACAACGGACAUGGCAGUCGACUCCCCACCCAGAUCCAUCUAUACCUCUUCUCGCGACCGCCUCCGCCGAUAAAACCGUCAAUGUAUGGAGUUUACGAAAUUAUAGUCUCGUCUCCACGAUAACUGGUGGGCACAAGAGGAGCGUUCGCGCCGUGGCAUGGAAAGACUACGGACGGGCAAAAGGUGCGCGAAAGAAUAGAAAUCCCGUCGUCCUUGGGACUGGCAGUUUCGAUGCGAAUGUGGGAGUUUGGGUAUGGAACGACAGUCGACGGACGCAGCAGUUGACGGGAGCGGACCAAGAGCAGCGGCAGGGCGAGAGCGAUAGCAACGAAAUCGACAUCACAAGAGAAGCGGACGGCGAAGAUGACGAGGAAUGGCACUUUUCUACACUAUUGACUGGCCCGGACUCAGAGAUCAAAUCGAUUGAGUUCUCGCCUCCUCACUACUCUGCGAACCUGUUGGCGACUAGUUCGCGAGAUAAAAGUGUUUGGGUGUGGGAGGAAGUUGAACCCGAGGAGUGGGAGACGAUCGCUGUGCUGAGCGAGCAUACUGGCGAUGUCAAGUGCGUGAGUUGGUGUGCUGGUGCUCCUAGAAGAAAGAGUAAGAGGCGGAAGGUCGAAACCGGUGACAACAACGGUGAUGUCGAUAUGGAGAAUGGCCCGCAGAGUAAUGGUGCGUCCGCGGGAGAUGAUGACGAGGAAGCGCAGAUUGUUGGGUCGCGCGAUGUCCUGGCGAGCGGGUCGUACGACGAUACGAUUCGGCUGUGGCGCGAUGUCGAGGAAGAGGGUGAUUGGAUCUGCGUGGGUGUGAUUGAUUCACAUAAUGGUACGGUGUGGGAUGUCAAGUGGGAAGGGUAUAUCAAUUACUCGGCCCUUGAUUCUGCAGCUCAAGGAGAAGCGGUGGCCGACUUCGAAGCAGACUUCAACCCUAGGCUUCUUUCGUGCUCCGACGAUUUGAGUGUGCGUGUGUGGCGGCGGGAACUCAGUGAGGAGGAGAAAGCCAAACGGACGCAGGGGAGACGACCUGCAACGGCGGCACCGACCGGGUUUGCCAGUUCGAGAUUGCCUAGUGUUAUCAGGCCGCCCAGUAGUAUGGAGACGUGGGUGCUGGACUCGGUGUUGCCGGAAGUGCAUGUGCGAAGCGUGUACGCUGUCGAUUGGUCGAGGCGGACUGGAUUGGUCGUGUCGUGUGGUGGUGAUGGGACGAUUGCUGUGUAUAAAGAGGUUGUUGCGGAAAAGAGUGAUGAUGUGGAUAUGAAUGGUACGAGUGCGGCUGCGGAAGACACUGUGCAGACGUAUAAGACGCACAAGAUGAAGUGGGUUGUUGUAGCGCAGAUUGAGGCGGCGCAUGAUGAGUUUGAGGUCAAUCAUGUUUGUUGGGGGGAGAGGAGGGAUCGAGAGAAGCGGUUUGAAGGUGAAGAGGUCAUUGUUUCGACGGGGGAUGAGGGCGAUGUUAGGAUAUGGACUUUGCCUGACGGAAUCGUAGGGGAAUGAGAUGCGUCUGCUCUAAGCCGGGGAGGAGCUUAUCUCGAUGAAAUAGGGAUGUGGGCUGUUUGAUAUCGUGAUUCAGGGAAUGGUAGAGCAUCCCAAAGAAGAGUAGAUGAAUGACAAGACAGCUUGUUGGUACUGUA
Molecule: messenger RNA, 1903 nt
Organism: Exophiala viscosa
Lineage: Eukaryota; Fungi; Ascomycota; Eurotiomycetes; Chaetothyriales; Herpotrichiellaceae
Product: WD40-repeat-containing domain protein
Exons: 1
Coding region: 204-1766 (520 amino acids)
Biological process (GO): iron-sulfur cluster assembly
Cellular component (GO): cytosolic [4Fe-4S] assembly targeting complex
Molecular function (GO): protein binding
Source: RefSeq, a predicted model, not a curated record